AUGCCUCCUGUCAACAAAAAACUUGUUGUCAACGUAAAAGUAUCAGUUAGCAAGCGUUUUAUCACUGAUAAUACAGUGAAAACUAUAUUACUCCGUGAGCACGACUGGAAUGAGCCUAAGUUGAGCUUCCAAGGAAAGACGAUUGCACGAUCUGAGGAAAAUGGUAAGGUGAUGUACAAUAUACUGUUGGAUGAAGCAAAUGGCCACAUCCUCAAGCUUAUCGAAGCUGAAGACUUGUUGGAAGAUGCAGUGGAUGAAGAUUACAGUACCACCCAACCCUGA
Messenger RNA from Rhizopus microsporus ATCC 52813, 282 nucleotides. RefSeq lists its product as uncharacterized. The coding region runs from base 1 to 282 and encodes 93 amino acids. The record is from RefSeq and is a predicted model, not a curated record. NCBI's taxonomy places the organism in Eukaryota, Fungi, Mucoromycota, Mucoromycetes, Mucorales, Rhizopodaceae. The transcript has 2 exons.